Messenger RNA from Neoarius graeffei (lesser salmon catfish), 1951 nucleotides. It is a transcript of the gene mxd3, whose product is annotated as MAX dimerization protein 3. NCBI's taxonomy places the organism in Eukaryota, Metazoa, Chordata, Actinopteri, Siluriformes, Ariidae. Gene Ontology annotation, molecular function: protein dimerization activity; RNA polymerase II cis-regulatory region sequence-specific DNA binding; DNA-binding transcription factor activity, RNA polymerase II-specific. Gene Ontology annotation, biological process: regulation of transcription by RNA polymerase II. Bases 115 to 711 code for a protein of 198 amino acids. The transcript is spliced from 6 exons. The record is from RefSeq and is a predicted model, not a curated record.
AGCAGCCCGAGUCGAGCUGCCAAAAUCUCCCUGCACAAAAACACGCACAGCUUUACGGGUGUUGCCGCUUUUGGUGCUAAGCUAUAGUUAAAAAAAAAAAAAAUUAUAAUCAGGAUGGAAGUAAACACAUGCAAUAUUCAAGUUCUUCUGCAAGCUGCUGAAUACCUGGAAAGAAGAGAACGAGAAGCUGAGCAUGGCUACGCUUCAGCCCUUCCAUUUUACAGUAAAACAACAGAAAAAAGAAGCAAAUCGAAAACUAAAAAGAGUUCAGCGGGGAACAGCAGGUCCGUUCACAAUGAACUGGAAAAGCAUAGACGAGCUCAGUUGCGGCACUGUUUGGAACAGCUGAAACAGCAGGUCCCACUGUCCUCGGACUCUACAAGGAACACCACUCUGAACUUGCUUAGACGGGCACAGAUGCACAUAAAGAAGUUGCAGGAGCAGGACGAGCGGGCCGAGCUGCUGAAGGACCGACUGCGCUGGGAGCAGCAGGAGCUGCGUAUGCGUUUGCAGCAGCUGCAGGGCGGCGCGGAGAGGAUGCGCAACAACAGCCUGGGCUCGGCCGUGUCCUCUGACAGAUCCGACUCGGACAGAGAGGACGUGGAGAUUGAUGUCGAGAGUAUGGUGUGGACUUUGGGCUCUGACGGUCUGGGCAUAUCGCACACCGACGCUGAUCAUAGUUACUCCACUUCUGAUCGUGCCUGGUUAUGACGACCAUAAAACUAUUAUGAAUUGCUGAAACAUUCCAAAAACUGUAUCACAAGGUCGAAGAAAUAACAAAAAAAAAAAAAAAGGCCUCAAACCAAAAAUAUGACUGCUUGCCACAGAAAGACACUGCUGCCAUUUUAUAACCAUCAGACUCAGGCUGUUUGCAAGCAUGACUAGAUUUUUGGUAAUAUAGUAUGAUGUUUCUACAAUGUGGUGCUCUAGAUACACAAUGAUUUAAUGGAGGUAUGACAAUUUGGUCAUUUAUUUUGUUCUUAAUGUCCUUGUCAUUCUUCUUUUAAGCUAAUUGGCUCUGUGUCAGGGUCAUCCUGCAGUAUAUACUUGCUUGCACUUAGACCUUUCAUUUAUUUAACAAAUGUCACUCUCUAAUUUUGAUAUGUUGCACAAAGCAGUUUCAUCAGCACUUAAUUUCACCAGUCAUACUUGGGGCAUUUGUUCUUGGAUUACUUCCCCCCCCCCCCCCCCUUUUGAAAAAUCAACAGCACUCAUGGAUAUGUAUUCUGUGCAGCAAGUGAUAAAACUGUCUUUUUACUAGUUUCAUGUUUGCCCAGUUAAAUUCAAACUCUAAUGAUCUAGCACUUAACAUGGAUAAUUUCACAGAUGGCUGGAUAUACAGUUAUUAACAGAUGACUUCAUCCAAUAAUGGCAUCGUUACAAAUUAAAUUUAGUAUUGAUCAGCAGGCAUGAUCUGAUUUGCCUUAUGGGCAAUUUGCAUCAUUUAGCACUGACAUGUUUAAGUCAAGUAUUUCUUACUGAUUUGUACGUGUUUAAGGAAUGGACAAGCUACUUGUUUCCUGCACUAGUAGUACUUAGGUAAGCUAAUUCUAGGUGCCAUUCGGGAUCGAUUUUUACCUAAAAUGAUUCCAGAAACACGGUGUAUUUUAGAUGAAAAUGUAGAUUAAUAGUAAGGAUUUCCCCCUUUUUAAAAUGUAGUUGCUAGGCUUCACCUGGAAGGUGUCUCUUUCUACUUAGGACCCCUUUUUUUAAAAAAAAAUAUAUAAAUGUGCAACAAGACAUGUUGAAAUAUCAGCAAUGCUGCUGAACCAGGCAUUUAUGCAAUUAAUGUUCAGUUAUUCAGUGUAAAUAUACACAGCUAAAUAGUACACUGUAUGUCUUUGUGAACACCAAAAGCCUUAUGAAAUUUUUUUUUUUUUUGUAUGCCUUUGGAACGCCAUCACUUUUGUAUUUAUCUGCCCUGUGUGUAUUCGUAUGUAGCAUUUUCUUA